Molecule: messenger RNA, 943 nt
Organism: Zootermopsis nevadensis
Lineage: Eukaryota; Metazoa; Arthropoda; Insecta; Blattodea; Termopsidae
Source: RefSeq, a predicted model, not a curated record
GAACCUCUUCACCUCAACACUGAACACUAGUGAGAAAACUGACAUUCUCCUGCACGGAAUUAGCUCGGACCUGAUGAUGCAGGUUCUGGAUUAUGUUUAUUUGUGUAAGGUGGACAUCCACUGCGCCAACGCGCGUCAGCUGCUUGUGACGGCUGACUAUUUGUGGUUACCAGCCGUUGCUGAGCUCUGCUGCGACUUCCUCAAGAACACGCUGGACGUCCACAACUGUAUCGGCAUCUUGCGUUUCGCAAGGUGUUACUUCUGCGCGGGACUUGAGACUCACGCUUGUCGCUUCGUUCUGCGCCACUUCGUGAAAGUGUCUCAGAAAAGCGAAGAACUUUUGGAACUGCCUGUAGAGGAGCUACAAGCGAUAAUCGAGUCCGAGGAACUGAACGUGAAGAACGAGAAAGUUGUGUGGGAGUGCAUUCUCCGGUGGAUCAACCACGACCCGUACAACAGGAAAGGCCACAUCGUGGGCCUUUUGAAGGGCGUCAGACUAGGACUACUUGACAAAGAUUUCUUCCGUGAGAAGGUAUUAAAACACCCGUACGUGACGGAGAUUGAGGCUUGCAAUCCCGUGAUUUUAGAGACGAAAGCCUUCCUACGCGACUUGCAAAUGAUGACGGAGGAAGACAAGGAAUUCGUGACACCAAGGAUUGCCCAACCGCGAAUCCCACAGGAUUUUCUGUUUGCUAUUGGUGGGUUUUGUGACAGAAGCCCGACAGAUCUGAUUGAAACUUAUGACAUUCGAGCAGACCGAUGGAGUGUGGUUGAGGGCGUUGACUCGAUCGGUCCGCGAACUUGCCAUCGCACGGCGGUAAUAGGUUUCAACAUUUACGUCAUCGGUGGUUACGAAGGCGAGAAAGCCUUAAGCUCAUGUCACAGCUUCAACGCUGUUACGAAGACGUGGCUCGAGUUGGCGCCUAUGCAUAAAUGCAGGUAA